CAGCCUCCUGAACGCUUCUGAAGCCACCCUGAUGCGUGUCACGCGUGGGAAUGAGGAAGGCGUGGUCAGGAAUGAAAGUUCCAGCGGAGGCUCUCAGUCUGUCUGYGGGAACCAGGCACGGAGCUGCGCGCGCCGGACCGGACCAGCUUGGAUCAGAAGCGCACCGGAGCUGCGCGUCAAUUGGAUCUUUUUUUAUUUUAUUUUAUUAAUUUCUUUUCUUCUCACUGAUCGAUUCCCUGCGCGCGACGUGUCGGAUGUUGGAUGCAGUUGUUCCGCGCGUAAAGGAUCCAGCACGUGUGACGGACUAACCCCCACACACCAUGGACGCUCUGGGCAGCCGCUGUAAGAUCGUGGUGGUCGGGGACACGCAGUGUGGGAAGACGGCGCUCCUGCACGUUUUCGCCAAGGACUGCUAUCCGGAGAACUAUGUGCCCACAGUGUUUGAAAACUACACAGCCAGCUUUGAGAUAGACAAACAUCGGAUUGAGCUGAACAUGUGGGACACUUCAGGUUCUUCUUAUUACGACAACGUGAGGCCGCUGGCGUAUCCCGACUCCGACGCUGUUCUCAUCUGUUUCGACAUCAGCCGGCCCGAGACGUUGGACAGCGUCAUCAAGAAGUGGCAGGGAGAGACGCAGGAGUUUUGUCCCAAUGCCAAAGUGGUUCUGGUGGGCUGUAAGCUGGACAUGAGGACAGAUGUCAACACCCUGAGGGAACUGUCCAAGCAGAGACUAAUCCCCGUCACUCAUGAGCAGGGCAGCACCAUCGGCCGACAGAUCGGGGCGGUGGCCUACGUCGAGUGCACCUCCAAGGUUUCGGAGAACAGCGUCCGGGACGUGUUCCACGUCACCACGGUGGCGUCGGUGCGGCGGCCGCACAAACCGCAGCUGAAGCGCAGCAGCUCCCGCAGAGGUCUGAAGCGGGUGUCGCAGCUCCCCCUGCCGCCUCUGCCGGGUCGGACUGAGCAAAUGGACCAAGCCCCGGCCAUCAGGAAGGACCGGGCCAAGAGCUGUACGCUCAUGUAGAAACCCAGAUAUGCAGUAUUUAUGUACAUACGCCAAUUAGAAGUAUAUAAAAGAGAAGUAUAUUUAUUAUUUGAUGUUUCCUUUUUUUUUCGUGCAUCUUUAAUUCUUUUUGCACUGAGUGAGAGCAGAGGAUUGCUGCACCGUGGAGACAAAUUGUUUGGCUKUAUGCAUUCUUUUAUAAGCAGUUUGCUUGUUUGUGUUUUCGAAAYGACGACUCGCCCUCUGGACACGCGGAAGCGCGGCCCGCGGUCCGGCGGAAUUAAAGUGAAAUUAAUUUCCUGAAAGAGCGAGGCGAUGCCGAGCAGGCAUCAGCGCUGCUCGUUAGGCUCCUUCCUGCCGCCAUAUUUCGGAGGAAAACGGGUUCGUGUGCGGCUGCUGGAGAGGGACGCUGGCGUUUUGUGUGGACGAUGUCGAGGAAGUGAAACGAGCACUACCACCACAAGUGCAUUUUUACAGUAAAUAAAAUGUAUUUUCCCUGUUUAACACGAUUUUUUGUUCGUUUUCCAGUUUGCAGAACAAUGCUGUUGUUAUUUUAAACAUGUUUUCUUUGUGGAGUUUUAAAAUUGUAAGGAUUAGGGCUAUUUUGUUGUGUUGUCACUUAACUCAAAAAUAAAAAAAAAAGCUUGACUCCA
Messenger RNA from Austrofundulus limnaeus, 1657 nucleotides. RefSeq names its product Rho family GTPase 2 (gene rnd2). NCBI's taxonomy places the organism in Eukaryota, Metazoa, Chordata, Actinopteri, Cyprinodontiformes, Rivulidae. The transcript has 5 exons. Gene Ontology annotation, molecular function: GTPase activity; GTP binding. The coding region runs from base 321 to 1025 and encodes 234 amino acids. The record is from RefSeq and is a predicted model, not a curated record. Gene Ontology annotation, biological process: small GTPase-mediated signal transduction.